Cotesia glomerata is the source of this 1418-nucleotide messenger RNA. It is a transcript of the gene Mpi, whose product is annotated as mannose-6-phosphate isomerase. Gene Ontology annotation, molecular function: zinc ion binding; mannose-6-phosphate isomerase activity. The record is from RefSeq and is a predicted model, not a curated record. Gene Ontology annotation, biological process: GDP-mannose biosynthetic process; carbohydrate metabolic process. Gene Ontology annotation, cellular component: cytosol. The transcript is spliced from 3 exons. The coding region runs from base 1 to 1215 and encodes 404 amino acids. NCBI's taxonomy places the organism in Eukaryota, Metazoa, Arthropoda, Insecta, Hymenoptera, Braconidae.
AUGGAACUCGAGUGUGCAGUUCAAAAUUACGAUUGGGGCAAGAAGGGCAUGGCAAGCAGCGUAGCUCAGCUGAUUAAAUCAUCAUCUCCGGAGCUGAAUAUUGAGCAAGACAAACCCUACGCUGAACUAUGGAUGGGAACCCACGUAAACGGCCCGUCAUUCAUCAAAGGAACCAAAGAAUCACUAGCAGAUUACAUCACCAAAGACUCCAACAGUCACGUGCUAGGUGACAAAGUAAAAGAAGUAUUCGGCAACACUUUGCCAUUUUUAUUCAAGGUCCUUUCGAUCGACAAAGCGCUCUCCAUCCAAGCACAUCCAGCCAAAGCUCACGCAGAGGAUCUCCAUAAAUUAUUUCCCUCUGUCUACAAAGAUCCCAAUCACAAACCAGAGCUCGCCAUUGCUUUGACACCCUUCCAAGGGCUCUGUGGUUUCCGUCCGGUACAGGAGAUUAGGUUUCAUUUAAAAUCAAUCCCCGAGCUGGUUGCGCUGUGCGAUCAGACGGCGAUUGAUGAUUUUUUCAACUGCCAAGGUGAUGCUCAGAUUCAUUUGAAGAAAUGUUUUAAAAGCUUGCUUACUUUUGCAACUACUGAUGGAAAUUCUGGUAUUGUCACUCAGCAGUUGAUCAAUUUUCUUAACCGACUGUCUCAAAUGAAUAACGACAAUAGAGAAAAAUUGAAUGGAAAUCUCUUCGAAAGACUUCAUCAAGAUUUUCCAGGCGAUAUUGGGUGCUUUGGAAUUUAUUUUUUUAAUUACAUAAAUUUGAAUCCUGGAGAAGCGCUGUAUCUUGGACCAAAUGUUCCUCAUGCUUACUUGUACGGCGACUGCGUAGAGUGCAUGGCGUGUUCGGACAAUGUCGUUCGUGCUGGGCUUACUCCAAAAUUCAAGGACGUGCCGACACUAAUUGAAAUGUUGUCAUAUGAAAGUCAGUCGUAUAAUAAAUUUGAGCCAAAAAAAAUAGAUGAAUUUGCGGAAGUUUUUCAGCCACCGAUAAAAGAUUUCGCAGUGACAAAAAUUCAAAUUCCUGGCAGUAAAAGUUAUAAAUUUGUACCGGUCAAUUCAGCUUCUAUAGUGAUAAUUAUCCAAGGAUCUGUAAAGAUAUUUGACAAGGUUUAUAAACGAGGAUCAGUAUUAUUUACACCUGCCAAUACUGAGCUAGCAGUGACUAAUUUAGAGGAAGAAAAAGCCUUGAUUUUUCAAGCUUUUGCUAAUGUUUAACUUACUGAUUGUUAAUUAGAAUCCUCAGAUUCUUCCUUUACACCAUCAGCUGGUUUUUCAUCAGUUUUAUAAUGACGAUACUCGGGUUUUAAUUCCCACAUAUUACGGUGGGGAUUUUUAAUAUUGUAACUACAGACUUCGCUGAGAAUUUCUUUUAAGUAUACCUGUACAAAUAAAAUAGCACAAUUUUGUUAAUAAUUAUU